Molecule: messenger RNA, 924 nt
Organism: Vigna radiata var. radiata (mung bean)
Lineage: Eukaryota; Viridiplantae; Streptophyta; Magnoliopsida; Fabales; Fabaceae
Exons: 3
Coding region: 95-511 (138 amino acids)
Source: RefSeq, a predicted model, not a curated record
AAACAAUAUUUCACCGCCGUUGAAAGGGGAGAGGAAAGGAAAAGAAUCUCAAACUUCGGUUUGAUUGGAGAAAACAGAACAGAGAGAUAAAAAAAUGUCAAUGAGAGGAAUCGGAGGGCCACUUCUAUGCAUUGGAGAUCUCCUGAACGACGUCGGAGAAGAACAACAAGGACACUCUCUCCGUCGUGAAGCUUCUCCCACUCCCUCCUCUUCCCAUCUCAACGAUAACGAUCCACCUACUAACCUCCUCACACUCUUCCAGGAACAUUACGAUCACUUGAAUUCGGCUCUCUCCGGCACCGACCACUCUUGGACUUCUCUUACUUUGAAGUUAUGCACUUCUUUAGAAACUGCUAAUCAGUUGGUUCAGUCGACCAACUCAAAUGUUGCAUCCUUGUCAGAGAAGGUUGAGGAACUGCAGAAAAUUGUUAAGAGAGGGGAUUCUGCGAUAGCAGCAACGAAGGCACUUUAUUAUGUUACCCCUGACAAUCACAGUAGUGCCUCAAAGUGAAACAAGGUUAGUAAAAUUGUAUAUCUGGUAUGAUUGGACAGGGUAUUUGUUAUUGUGUUUAUUUUUGGUCUAAUAGAAGGAUUAAGUACGAUUCAGUCAAUUUUUGUUUAAAUUGUAGUUGAUCACCCUGGGGCAUAUUAUCUAUUCAGUGAUGCUUUCAUACCAAGUAUUAUUACGUUUGUUUUCCUCUACUAAGUGCUUUGUAGUUAAAGAAAACCCAGGGAAUACUGGAGAAAAAGACAAAUACAUACUAUUGUUUUGUUUCUUAAAUUUUAUGUUGUAUCUUGUUGUCAUAUAACAUUAGCAUUUACUCAUGAACCAAGAAACUAGCAUACACUAGGAUUAGGAGGACUGAGGAACAUAUGUAAUUUGAUAAUAAUUAAUUGAUUCCUAACAUUUGUAUGUUUGAUGAA